Messenger RNA from Ceutorhynchus assimilis (cabbage seed weevil), 1503 nucleotides. Lineage: Eukaryota; Metazoa; Arthropoda; Insecta; Coleoptera; Curculionidae. The record is from the annotation of a GenBank genome assembly.
GUUUACGAAACCAUUGUAUUCUUUCAAAACCGAACACUGAUUAUUCAAAAGUCCAUUAAGUAUACCUCAGCCGACCAGUUUAUUAACAGCUCGCUGAAGAAAACAAUGUGCACGCAGUGACCUUCCCAAAGUUCCUCGCAGUUUAGUACCGGGUACCUAUUUAUUCAAUUAUGUGCUUAAAAACAGUUUUAGUUGUUCUUUUUAUUAUUUAUAUUGGAAAUUAUUCCAGUGCCGCUCAGCAACAACAUUGCCAAAAAAUACAGAUAAAUAAUAGUAAAAUGUAUGGAGAGUGUUGUGUUUUUAAAGUUGAAAAUAUCAAUUUACAAGACGAAGUUGAAGAAGCUUUGUUAAAAAGUUCACUUAUCAGAGAGUCACAAGCAAAAAAUGAUUUUACAAAUCAUAAUCCAAAACUCCCUCAAUACCAUGGAAUUAAUAGACCACCUCCUGGCGCUAAACAAAACCAACAAUCUUCAAAUAAUAAACACAUAGAAGAUUUACAGCCAAUGGAAUCAUCACUACUUCCAAACAUCAGAGAAAAACCGAAUAAUCAAUUUGACAAUCCAAUCAUGAUGAAAUUUCCAUCAAAUAAUAGAGGUAGAGAAAAUCAAUAUCCGAAAGAAAAUAUUGAACCUCAUAGUCCUGAAAAUCUGCAAUCAGGGGGAAACCGGGAAACCUUUCAUAGAGAUGUGCCCAGACCCACACAUCAAGACAUUCGCCCAUUUGAAGAAUCCCAUAGGCAUAGCACGCCGCCUUCACUUCCAGUAGAUCAACAUGAAAGAGAUUUUUUACCAUACUCUCACAGAAAAACGCCUAUAAUUGAAAACUCAAUGGCUAAAAAUACUAGAGUUAGACCACAAGACACUCCAGUAAUUUCACAUAAAAAGGAUCCACAAGAUAAUGCAAGAAUUGUUGAUUAUGUUCCCCCAAGAAGACAAGAUGAUACAGAAAUGGCCGAUAACUAUUCACCGAGAAACCAAGGUAAUCUAGAGCCAACACGAUUACCAGAAGAUUUUCCAGAAAGAAGACCACAAGAUAAUCCAAGUUUCGAAAAUCUUCAUCCAAUUGAAGAACCAUUUACCAGACCUAAUGUCCAACGACCAACUUCUCCUGCUCUCCAAAGAAAUUCGCAAAAAUCUAAUAUGAAGGCAGAAAAAAAAGUGUCAGUCUCAACCAGUGAUACCUAUCAAUCUACAAUAAAACCGUUGAUAAAAUCAACCACAGAGGAUGAUUCAAGUGAUAUCGUAUUUUUGCCUGAUGAACAGUCUACGGAAGUACCCAAAGUGGUAGAAAAUACGACUAUUACUUCUAAUGUCAGUGGGGUGGACCUGGACAAUAGAAAUGCUGUGGGUGUGCCCAAUGAAAGAGUGUUGCCAAAUGGUGAUCAAGCCACAGAAUUUUAAUGUAAAUAAUUAUUAUAUAAUUAAUUUUAUUGGUUGUGAAUAGCGAAUAUGUUUCAAUAAAUCUUUAUGGUAAGUAAGGUAAAAAUGUUGUUUUGUUGCCCCA